AUGAAGCUGACAGACUUUCCAAACGAGAUUCUCAAGAAUGUCGUCGCCAACAUUCCCCUCAACAGCGACCUAGCAAGAGUCACGCUUGUGUCACAUCGUUUCAAGAACCUCACCGAACCCCUCCUCUACCGCAUCGUUCACCUGGACGCGGAGCCACUCGAGGAAUGUCCAGUAGGAUUCAUACCCACCCUCAAGCGGACAGACCAACUCAUCGCAACCCUGAAAGCGCGUCCGGAACUCGGCAGAUACACCACCGCCUUCUCCUUGAGAGUCACCCACUUUCCCUGGUACCACAGCUAUCCCCAGAUCAGCAUCAUCCGUCGCAUGCCGGGACUGCGCAAGCUUUCAUACGACCCACCCGCUAUUCAUGGCGGUGGUACCCCCACUGAAUGCAAGGACCUCACGGCCCAACGGUUCGAUUUCAGUCAUGUCACGAACCAUUAUAACGCAAAUGGUGGCCGCCUGUGGUUGGAACUUGGCGUCCCCUUGGAGAUCGUAGCCAAGCACCUUUGGGGGCCAUCGGUACGGAAGGUACAGGCCGAGAAGCUCUUCUUCACGGAUAAAUUCGAGCUUGAGAAAUGUCUUGAUCAGCGUCGAAUCCGUGCUGGUCUUUCGGCUGUGGAGGACCUUCGAUUCCUGAAUUGCUGUCCGCGCAUCCAUGGCGAUUCUGUAACGGCAUUCCUAAACGCUGUCAUACACUUGAGAUGCUUCGUUUUCGAGAUCAAAUCACCUUGGGAGCCUCUGAUGGUGCCCAACGACCCGGCACACGAGAUUGAUCUCAGACCCGCACUGCUAGCCCAUCUAUCAACAAUCGAAGAACUUGCACUCUCUACAACGGGCCAUGCUCUCAGGAAUUACCAACCGGUGCAGUCUCCUGGUUCAUUCGUCCAGUGGACCGCCCUCAAACGGCUAGCGGUGCCUUAUGCCACGCUGUCUCACGCCAUGUUGCAUGAAGUCCUACCACCACAGUUGGAAGAGCUCCAGCUCGAAAGGCUGAAUUGCUGCGAGGAGAAGCCAGCCGGCCCGGAGGAUGAUCUCGUGUUGUUCCGGGAGCUUGCGAAGAAUAAGGAAGUGUGUGUGCCUGGGCUCAAACGUCUAAUCUGGUGGCUCCAGCAUCCCUCCGCACAAGAUCCCAACGACCAUAACUUAUUCCAAUUAUCCGUUGUUGAGGGGUUGGGGCUGGAGACAUUCAAGAAUGUGGGCGUGAGGUUUGAGUGGAUCUCAACACCCUUUUUCAAGGACACACCGUUUGGUCAACGACUAUACGAGUGGUGA
This is a messenger RNA of Letharia columbiana, 1275 nucleotides long. RefSeq lists its product as uncharacterized. NCBI's taxonomy places the organism in Eukaryota, Fungi, Ascomycota, Lecanoromycetes, Lecanorales, Parmeliaceae. The record is from RefSeq and is a predicted model, not a curated record. The coding region runs from base 1 to 1275 and encodes 424 amino acids. The transcript has a single exon. Gene Ontology annotation, molecular function: protein binding.